Molecule: messenger RNA, 2052 nt
Organism: Penicillium manginii
Lineage: Eukaryota; Fungi; Ascomycota; Eurotiomycetes; Eurotiales; Aspergillaceae
Gene: atm1
Product: ATP-binding cassette Fe/S cluster precursor transporter ATM1
Exons: 7
Coding region: 1-2052 (683 amino acids)
Biological process (GO): intracellular iron ion homeostasis; transmembrane transport
Cellular component (GO): mitochondrial inner membrane
Molecular function (GO): ATP hydrolysis activity; ATP binding; ABC-type transporter activity
Source: RefSeq, a predicted model, not a curated record
AUGCUGCUCAAAGCAGCUCGGGCACCUUGUUGGCGCCCGGCAGCGCGGUUCGCUCAUCCGAGCUUCGCCGGUCCGUCACCAUGGACAAGGUACAAUAAGACACAACUACGACCUUACCGCAGCAAAGAACAAUCCCAUCCCGACCCCCGCCCCCCAGCCUCGCAAUUGAUCGAUGUCAAAGCGAUUGAGAAGCCGGAUGGCACAGUGAAGGCCGUGGCCAAGAAAGACCUGCUGAGCGAGUCGACAAAGGCCACCAAGGAACAACGAAAGGCGGACUGGGCGAUCUUGCGUGAAAUGACCAAGUACCUCUGGCCGAAGGAUGAUUGGGGCACGAAACUUCGUGUGGGAACAGCAUUAUCACUGCUCAUAGGAGCCAAGGUUCUCAACGUGGAAGUUCCUUUCUAUUUCAAGAGUAUCGUGGAUUCCAUGAAUGUGGACUUUGCUGCCGUUGGUGGAACUGCCUACACUGUUGCAGGCUCUAUGAUCAUUGCUUAUGGCGUAACUCGAAUUAGUGCAACUAUCUUUCAGGAACUUCGCAACGCAGUCUUUGCGAGCGUUGCCCAAAAAGCCAUUCGAAAGGUCGCCGGGAAUGUCUUCGAUCACUUAUUGCGAUUGGACCUUGGCUUUCACCUCUCGCGUCAGACUGGUGGUUUGACUCGGGCGAUUGAUCGCGGAACCAAGGGUAUUAGCUUCUUGCUGACCUCAAUGGUCUUCCAUGUCGUCCCCACAGCGCUUGAAAUAUCGCUCGUGUGUGGUAUUCUGACGUACCAAUAUGGUGCCAAGUUUGCGGCUAUCACGGUCACAACUAUGCUUGCAUACACGGCCUUCACAAUCACCACAACUGCCUGGCGAACCAAAUUCCGACGUCAGGCUAACGCAGCUGACAACCGUGGAGCAACCGUUGCCGUUGACUCGCUCAUCAACUAUGAAGCUGUGAAGUACUUCAAUAAUGAGAGAUUCGAAGUUGCUCGAUACGACAAGGCCUUGAAAAACUACGAAGAUGCAUCGAUCAAGGUGACAACCUCUCUGGCCUUCCUCAACUCAGGUCAAAACAUGAUCUUCUCCAGUGCGCUGGCCGGUAUGAUGUACCUUGCCGCUGAUGGAGUCGCGACUGGUGCUCUGACGGUCGGUGAUCUGGUUAUGGUCAACCAGCUCGUCUUCCAGUUGUCUGUGCCCCUUAACUUCCUAGGAUCUGUCUACCGUGAACUGCGCCAGUCUCUGCUGGACAUGGAGACGCUGUUCAACCUACAAAAGGUCAAUGUGACAAUCCAGGAGAAGCCCGACGCAAAGCCCCUGACAUUGAAGCGCGGCGGCGAGAUCCGCUUCGAGAACGUCACUUUCGGCUACCACCCCGAUCGCCCGAUUCUCAAAAAUGCCAGUUUUACGAUUCCAGCUGGAGCAAAGUUCGCGAUUGUUGGGCCCAGUGGCUGUGGCAAGUCGACAAUCCUGCGACUGUUAUUCCGUUUUUAUGACACUCAAUCGGGGCGAAUCCUGAUUGACGGACAGGAUAUUCGCGAUGUGUCGCUUGACAGCCUCCGGAAGGCGAUCGGUGUGGUGCCCCAAGAUACCCCGUUGUUUAAUGACACCAUUGCGCACAAUAUUCGAUAUGGACGGAUCGAUGCUUCGGACGCGGAGGUCCGGCAGGCGGCGGAGCGUGCGCGCAUCCACCAGUUGAUUGAGCGAUUGCCGGACGGGUAUCAGACCGCGGUAGGAGAACGCGGGAUGAUGAUCUCGGGCGGAGAGAAACAACGAUUAGCGAUUUCACGAUUGCUGCUCAAGGAUCCCCAACUACUAUUCUUCGAUGAAGCGACUUCGGCCCUGGACACUUAUACCGAGCAGGCUCUGCUGCAGAAUAUCAACAGUAUUCUGCGCGAGAAGAAACGGACGAGCGUGUUUGUUGCGCACCGGCUACGCACGAUCUAUGACAGUGACCAGAUUCUGGUGCUUAAGGACGGAGAAGUGGUGGAGGUGGGAUCGCACCGCGAGCUUCUCGAGCUCGAUGGCGUGUAUUCGGAACUGUGGAACGGUACGCUCAGACCCUCUCUUUAUUAA